CAACCGAGGGAGGGGAAGAGGCGACGCGCGCUUCCGCCAUUGCCGAGAAGGUGAAGACUGAAGAGAAGAUGCGGCUCUACUGCCUCCGGCGAGCCCUCCUCCGCCCGCGGCCGCACGGCGGCACACCCUUCCCCGCCGAUUCCAGGCACCGCCGGGCCCUCUCGUCGGCCCCCGCGCCGAAGAAGCCCGGAGCCGAGGCGGCGCCGCCGCCGCCGCCCAUGCCGACGCGGCCGUGGGGGGAGGCGCUCGCGGCGGCGCAGCGGGCCUUCUGCGUGCCCCUCGCCGGGCUUGUCCUCGGCGCCGCGGGGACCGGGAACGCGGCCGUGGCCCCGCCGGCCGUCCACGCCUCCCUGGCGCUCGCGGCCGCCGGCGCGCGGGGCGCCACGCGGAGGCAGGUCGUCCGGGCCCUGGGCUGCGGCGGCGGCGGCAGGGGCGGCGCGGCCGACGCCGCCAACGUGGCGUCGCGCGUCGUGAAGCGCGUCCUCAGGGACCGGUCCACCUCCGGGGGCCCGCGGCUGGCGUUUGCGGGCGGCGUCUGGGCCGACGCGUCAAGGAAUCUUUCGCCGGAGUUCGUGGAAGUUGCCGGCAAUGUGUUCGGCUCAGCAGCGAAGAAGGCUGACUUCCAGAACGAGCCAGACAAUGCUUCUGAACAAAUUAACUCAUGGGUCAAAGAUUCCACAAAAGGUACUGUUACAACACUUCUUCCUGCUGGAACAAUCGACCAGAAUACAGGACUUGUUCUUGGGACUGCACUAUAUUUUAGGGGGAGAUGGCUGGAUAGAAGUGAUGUACGGAGGACUACUGAACAGAAGUUCUACUGUCUGGAUGGAACAUCUGUCGAAGUUCCUUUCGUGGAAUAUGACAGAACUCGUCUUUUUGCUGUCCAUGAUAACUUCAAAGUUAUUAAGCUUCCUUACAAGCAAGGAAAGAAUGAAAGGAAGUUUUCCAUGUACAUUUUCCUGCCUGACAAUCAUGAUGGUUUGUUUGAAUUAACACAGAAGUUUUUUUCUGAACCAAUGUUCUUAGAACAGCAUUUACCAACAGAGAAAUGCCAUGUGGGUAUCUCGGUGCCCAACUUCACAAUAUCUUUCGAGAUCGAUGUGAAGGAUUUUCUGAAAGAUAUGAGGCUUGAAUUGCCAUUCCUCCGGGAUGCUGAAUUCUCUGAUAUGAUCAAGCAAGAUGACUCAGGUGGUCCUUUGUUUCUAUCUGAUGUACUUCAUAAAGCGGUUUUGGAGGUUAAUGAAAAAGGAAUUGAAGAAACUUCAGUAUCAAUGGGCUUGGGCAAGCCUUUGCCAGCAGAACACUUCAAUGCCAACCAUCCAUUCUUCUUCAUGAUUAGGGAGGAGGUGUCUGGAACUGUAAUAUUCAUGGGGCAUGUGCUUGACCCUUCAUCACGGUCAUAGCAUCAGGCAAUAGACUUUUAUCACCUAUUUACACUAAUGUUAUGUAUUUGAGUAUCUCUAUCGUUGCCAGUCUGCCUGACAGAAAUUUUGGUGCAUGAGUAUUUGUUUCUUACUUUUAGUAACACACUGGAAAAUAUUUGUCCAUCUGACUUUAUUCCUUUGUGGUGCUGAACAAUGUUGAGGCAAAAAUAUGAAGUUUUCUCAUCAAUAUAAACUGCAUGUCUUAUGGAAACACUAUUCAUUUAUUCAAUUUGAAGCAGACACAUUGGUCUUAGUUAU
This is a messenger RNA of Oryza brachyantha (malo sina), 1682 nucleotides long. RefSeq names its product probable non-inhibitory serpin-Z9. Lineage: Eukaryota; Viridiplantae; Streptophyta; Magnoliopsida; Poales; Poaceae. The record is from RefSeq and is a predicted model, not a curated record. Bases 69 to 1403 code for a protein of 444 amino acids. The transcript is spliced from 2 exons. Gene Ontology annotation, molecular function: serine-type endopeptidase inhibitor activity.